Drepanopeziza brunnea f. sp. 'multigermtubi' MB_m1 is the source of this 1200-nucleotide messenger RNA. RefSeq lists its product as uncharacterized. Lineage: Eukaryota; Fungi; Ascomycota; Leotiomycetes; Helotiales; Drepanopezizaceae. The record is from RefSeq and is a predicted model, not a curated record.
AUGACAGGACCACCUGCAGGACCAGAUCCAAAACGUCGUGAGCAGCUUGCCGCCAGGCUCUUCUCCCUACUAAAGAAGACGCGACAGAAUGAGAAGAAGGAGCUUGGGGUUCCGGGGACACAGAAGACGAGUGCUUGCGCUGCUUCCAGAACGAAGAAGAGAAAGUGGUACCAUCGCAUGGGGUUCACCACGACCAAACAUAUUGUUACGCCACCGUUGAUGAAGGAUUACGAGAUGACCGACGCCAUGCAAACCCCGGACGAGAUAUUGCUUGAUCUAGAACACUGCAACCUUGGAAGUGCUCCAUGGCAAGGAGGCUACGAUGUGACUCCGGGAGAUAUGGUCACAGAAGGUGUUACUAGCACCGACGAACUCUCGGAUCCUUUCGAGUUCCGUUUUGAUUGUCACAUAGCUACCCGCGACCCUUUGCAACAUAUGGACUUGGACGAUGAAACAGAGAAGAAAAAUCAUGACAACUCCGCCAACAAAAUCCCAACGCCAAGACGAGCAGCAAAACCAACAGCAACACGAACAGCAAAACGAGCAGCAAAAAGAACGCAGAAACCACGUAUACCUAUCGUUGAGGUGCCAGGUUACGACAUCUUCCACCAUAGUUCACCUUGGAAUUCGGGGAGUGUCCCCAAGCACACGCCUCCAGCAAGCGCCGAAGACGACUUCACCUUUGGCACACCGGGCGAACAAUUACCAAUUCGACCACUCGGUGAAGGUAUGAAGACAUAUGUAUUCCAAGAUCAAUUCGAAGAAGAGGAUUCAGAAGAAGAAGAACGUUCCGAAGAAGAGCAAAGUGAACCUGAACUGGCAUUCUCCGAGGAGGAGUUGAACUUCAAGGCUGGACGGGGAGGUUUACGAGGAAAAGGCAACGUGCAAGCUCCGAUGGGUCAACCCUUGCGGAACAAGCUUUAUCCGACGACCACUAGUUCACCUCCGAGUCUUGGCACUGAACCAUCGCCAUCGCCAUCGCGCCCGUACUACCUGUCAGCAAUGCUCAACGAACCAUUAGCUUCUCUUCUAAACACCUGCCUUGAGAUCCGGGAUGGAGUGAAGCCUCGAGGUUUCUGUCCAAAGCCAGACGAGGUGCCUGCUACUCUCAUCGCCGCUAAACCUCUCCCGCACGAGGAGGCCGCCGAGGCUUGGGCAUUAAAGUGUGCCUCUUGGAUUUCGAAAACUCCCCAAUCUUGA